This is a messenger RNA of Rhodamnia argentea, 2680 nucleotides long. Its product is annotated as ARM REPEAT PROTEIN INTERACTING WITH ABF2. Gene Ontology annotation, molecular function: protein binding. The transcript has 18 exons. The record is from RefSeq and is a predicted model, not a curated record. The coding region runs from base 76 to 2271 and encodes 731 amino acids. Lineage: Eukaryota; Viridiplantae; Streptophyta; Magnoliopsida; Myrtales; Myrtaceae.
CGCGUUCAAAAAUCCGAUUCCCCCAUUUCUCAUCCCCUCUCUCACUCGCUUUCUCUGUGAAUUCCUCCCUUGUCGAUGGACUUCAACCGGAACCGGGAUCUACAGGACGUCCAGGAGAAGAAGGGCCAAAAGCGAAAGCUGGAGGACGAGGCCGCCGGCGACAGCGAGAUCUCGGCCUCCGCCGGCGACGGCGGCCGGCAGUCGCUGCUCAGCGAGGUGGCCGCGCAGGUUGAGGUCCUGGAGUCCGCCUUCUCCUGGACCGAGGCCGAUCGAGCCGCCGCCAAGCGCGCCACGCACGUCCUCGCCGAGCUCGCCAAAAAUGAGGAGCUGGGGAGCUUGCUUGUUGAAGGUGGUGUGGUUCCGGCUCUGGUGAAGCAUUUACAGGCCCCGCCGUCGGCGGAAGGCGACCGGGGUGCGAGGCCGUACGAGCAUGAAGUUGAGAAGGGAUGCGCUUUUGCGCUGGGUCAUCUGGCUGUGAAGCCAGAGCUUCAACAACUUAUAGUCGACUGUGGUGCCUUACCACAUCUAAUAGAUCUGUUGAAGAGGUAUAAAGAUGGUUCAACCACACGAGCUGUCAACAGCUUAAUUAGGAGAGCGGCCGAUGCUAUCACUAACCUUGCUCACGAGAAUAGUAGCAUCAAGAUUCGUGUCAGGAUGGAAGGUGGGAUUCAACCUCUAGUAGAGUUGCUAGAUUUUAUGGAUACCAAAGUGCAAAGAGCUGCUGCUGGAGCAUUGCGUACCCUGGCUUUCAAAAAUGAUGAAAACAAGAAUCAGGUGAUGACUUUUCCAAAAACAUAUUUUCUUGUUUGUUAUUUCGAGAGGAGGAAUUAUGUAAACUCAUUGAAUUUUCAGAUUGUGGAGUGCAAUGCUCUUCCUACUCUUAUUUUGAUGCUCCGUUCUGAGGAUGCUGCAAUACAUUAUGAGGCGGUUGGUGUCAUUGGCAAUCUGGUACACUCAUCUCCAAACAUAAAAAAAGAAGUUCUUGCUGCUGGGGCUUUGCAGCCUGUUAUUGGACUGCUAAGUUCUUGCUGUCCUGAGAGCCAAAGGGAGGCAGCCUUGCUCCUAGGGCAGUUUGCUGCUGCUGAUUCAGACUGCAAGGUUCACAUUGUCCAGAGGGGAGCUGUUCGUCCUUUGAUUGAUAUGCUUCAGUCCGAUGACUUUCAGUUGAGGGAAAUGUCGGCAUUUGCAUUAGGGAGAUUGGCUCAGGACUCUCAUAAUCAAGCUGGUGUAGCUUAUAAUGGUGGCUUGAUUCCAUUAUUGAAGCUUCUUGAUUCAAAAAAUGGGUCCUUGCAGCAUAAUGCUGCCUUUGCACUUUACGGACUUGCAGACAAUGAGGACAAUGUCUCCGAUUUUAUUAGGGUAGGAGGUGUUCAAAAGCUGCAAGAUGGAGAAUUUAUUGUCCAGGCUACAAAAGAUUGUGUUGCCAAGACUUUGAAAAGAUUAGAGGAGAAGAUUCACAGCCGAGUUUUAAAUCAUUUACUAUAUUUGAUGCGUGUAGCAGAGAAGACUGUUCAAAGGCGUGUUGCUUUGGCUCUUGCUCAUCUCUGUUCUCCAGAUGACCAACAAACAAUUUUUGUGGAUAACAAUGGGUUGGAGCUGCUUGUUGGCCUGCUUGUUUGUUCGAGCCCCCGGCAGCAACUUGAUGGUGCUGUGGCAUUGUUCAAGUUAGCUAACAAAGCAAUGUCUCUUUCUCCCGUUGAUGCAGCUCCUCCCUCUCCAACGCCACAGGUUUAUCUGGGGGAGCAGUACGUGAACAACCCUACCCUGUCCGAUGUAACAUUUCUAGUUGAAGGAAGACGGUUCUAUGCACACAGAAUUUGCUUGCUUGCUUCCUCUGACGCAUUUCGUGCAAUGUUUGACGGUGGAUAUCGGGAGAAAGAUGCUAGGGACAUAGAGAUUCCAAAUAUUAGAUGGGAGGUUUUUGAGUUGAUGAUGAGAUUUAUAUACACUGGAUCAAUUGAUGUUACGCUGGAAGUUGCUCAAGAUCUCCUUAGAGCUGCCGAUCAGUAUCUUUUGGAGGGACUCAAGCGACUUUGUGAAUAUUCCAUUGCACAGGAUAUUUCGUUGGAAAAUGUCUCCAGCAUGUAUGAACUGUCAGAAGCCUUCAAUGCUAUUUCCUUGAGGCACUCGUGCAUCUUGUUCAUUCUGGAGCAUUUUGACAAAUUGAGACCUGGGAUUUUCCAUCUCAUCCACCGGAUAUUACCAGAAAUCCAACAGUACUUUGUGAAAGCACUUACUAAAUCUAACCAGCGUAGUACCUUGCGGCUUUAAGACCCCGUGGUUUCGGUCUCCCUACUCUAACUGAUUGUUGUACAGGAAGUGGUAGAUUUAAGAGCAGUUGGCAGCAGGUGGAUGGCUCUAACUGUUUGAUAAUUGGAAGACUCAUAUUCUUUCCCAGACGCAAGAUGUGGACUCCUUGUAAGUUUCCACACAUUUUUGUUGUAAGAUGUAAAACUGGGAUGAUGAUCUUCCCAUUGUUUUCGAAAUCCAAGCAUGUAGCCGUGGAUUAUAAAAAACUCCUUCAAUCCUUAAACGUCAAUGUUAACGUUCUGAGUUAGCUUUGCCGACAUGCCUUAAGUGAAUUGAAUUGGGAUGUUUAAGUAAACAUAAGAAAAGGAAAAUUGGUCGGCCUCUGUUGACUGUUUUCUCGAAACCAAUGAAGAUGAUGAAUAUCGUGUCA